AUGCCACGCCGUAGCCGAGGUUGCCAAGCCUGCCGGCAGAGGCGCAUAGGCUGCGAUGGCCAAUAUCCAGUCUGCCACAACUGCCAACAGUGGAAUCGAGAAUGCUCUGGUCCCAUAACGUCGGUCAUCAUCAUUGACCAGACCGCCAAAACUACCAAAAAGCACAGCCGAUCAAGGCAUAAAUUCACGCAGAAACAGGCUAGUCCAUUGUCACAUCUCCGCGUGUCUCAUUCGGCUGUUGAGGCCGUCGCUUUCCAAGCCGCAUUCUUUGCCUUUGCUAUCCCAGAUGCGAGGGCUUCGGUCAAGUCGUUUCUUGAGGAGCUACAAAAGACACGAUUUCAGGAAACGGCGCCUACUCUUGACCUUGCUGUCCGGGCUGUAGGCUUAGCUUUCUGUGCGGCUGUGUCGAGAAACAAAUCAGUGGCUCAGAAGGCAACCGAGUUGUACAUCCAGACGUUGCGAAGGCAUUCCAGGGCAGUCGCGGCAGAUUCAACAUCAUUUGUGCCUAAUGUAUGCACAUCAGUGAUGCUGUCUUUCUUUGAGGCUAUUCAACCCACUAUCAUGACAUCGGAUGCAUAUGGGAUGCAUUUAUCUGGUGCUUGGAGGAUGCUGGUAGCUGCAGGUGAUAUCAGCACGCAACCGCUUUUAUGGCAAGCUGCCAAUCAUUGUCUAUCAAUGCUAAUGUCCCCACGCUCCUACCUACGCAAUGCUUCAGACACCUGGCCUGUGUUUGAAUAUCUUCGUAGCCAGUAUAUCGCAGCCGCAGACUUUGUGUUCGAUCGCCUGCUUGUGGAGCUAUAUAUCUUAACAGACUUUUACAUCAAGAAACGCUACCAGCAUAGUUCAGCCCGCUUUCCAAAAGACGCACCGUCAAAGCUCGACAGCUUGUGGAAAGAGUUUCAGGAAGUCCAAAAAAGCCUAACUAAUGAGCAAAAAGACUCUUUCAAGGGUGUCAUGACCCUCACGCUCUCCUACUUUGCCUGCUCAUGGAUACUCAUUGCACUGCUCCAUAAGGAAACUCAUACUCUUCAAUCUGGAAUAGAUCUCCGUCGAGGCUGCGAAAUGGUAUUGAACUGUGUGAAGCUUCUCAAAGAGAGAAAUUCGACUUGCGUUCAUGUCAGGCUGUUUUUUCCUCUGGUUCUCAUCCAGCUAUACAGCCCUAUCGAGGAUUAUCGCACGCGGGCAAAGGAUUAUAUUGAGACGUGGCUACGUAAGGCUGUGUAUAAUGGUCUUGGUGCAUCCAAUGCUAUACAGAUAACGACAACGGAGGUCUGA
This is a messenger RNA of Fusarium mangiferae, 1275 nucleotides long. RefSeq lists its product as uncharacterized. Gene Ontology annotation, molecular function: DNA-binding transcription factor activity, RNA polymerase II-specific; zinc ion binding. The record is from RefSeq and is a predicted model, not a curated record. Lineage: Eukaryota; Fungi; Ascomycota; Sordariomycetes; Hypocreales; Nectriaceae. The transcript has 2 exons. Bases 1 to 1275 code for a protein of 424 amino acids. Gene Ontology annotation, biological process: regulation of DNA-templated transcription.